AUGCUGCCACUGCUGGCAUCCUCGGCGUGCAUGCUGCAGCCAACGUCGCCGUCGACGCCUCGCUCCGUCGCCAUCCCACUCCUCCAAUCGCCCAUGGUUGGCGACCUCGGCUUCGAUCGCUCGGCCUCGCGACGCCACAAGUUGGCAAAGAAGAAAAACAUCGAAGGCGGAUUUAAGUUUCGAAGGCAGGGCGGCCUGGAGCAGGCCACUACAGCUUUGGACCGGAUGGAGCACGAGUACCGAGCCUUCGAGGACGCUGGGCCGAGCGAGCGGAACGACGACACCGCCGCGAGCACACUUACCCGUCUGCGCGGCGCGGCGCUCGAUGCGGGAGGCAACAGCGCCGCCGCCGUCACCGCCAUCCAGCUCGAGAGGCUCGCUGCCAUCAUCGGAGUCUCGAUGGCGGAGCUGCAGGGCGGCCUGCAGCGCACGGCCGCGGAAGGCGGCACGCUGCACGCGAGCGGCGUCGUCGCCCGCCCGGCCGAGCAGAUCGCGUUUGAGCCCGUCGCGGGCGGCACCUCCGACUCUGGCGGCGUCACGACGGCGCUGCUCUCCGUCGCCGCGCGGCCGAGCGCGCUCGACUCCGCCGCUUGCCCAAAGGCGCUGGUCGACCUCGGCGGCCAGCCCGUGCUUGCGCACGUCCUCUCCCAGCUGCAUGCCGGCGGCGUGCGCCGCGUGGUGCUCUCGUGCUGGGGCGCGCCACGAGGGACAACAGAAAGAAAGGCGCGCCACGUCGCAGCUCAGCUAGCCCUCGAGUGCGUCGACCUCGGAACACCGCGCGGCGAGGGGCGCGGCACCUCUUCGCAGCAGGCGUGUGAGAGCUGGAGAGCGGCGUGA
This is a messenger RNA of Emiliania huxleyi CCMP1516, 837 nucleotides long. RefSeq lists its product as hypothetical. The record is from RefSeq and is a predicted model, not a curated record. Bases 1 to 837 code for a protein of 278 amino acids. The transcript is spliced from 7 exons. NCBI's taxonomy places the organism in Eukaryota, Haptophyta, Isochrysidales, Noelaerhabdaceae.